Molecule: messenger RNA, 1722 nt
Organism: Athalia rosae (coleseed sawfly)
Lineage: Eukaryota; Metazoa; Arthropoda; Insecta; Hymenoptera; Athaliidae
Exons: 7
Coding region: 215-1225 (336 amino acids)
Source: RefSeq, a predicted model, not a curated record
AAUGGAGAUGACGACGAAGAUAUACAAAUAUCGGACAUAAUUGACUGACGCCAGGACAAUCCCUUGAAUACCACCGAUUGUAAGGAGGGAAAUCCAACCGCUGUGUUAAAUGAAAUCAAUGAGAAAAAAAGUUGACAUUUAGGAAUGUGGAAAAUUGUAGUAUUAAUUCAAAUAUGAGCGCAAUAUCGGAGUAAAUUUAUAGUACAACCAAACCAUGAGUCAGGCUGGAGGGUCUAAGGGUGGGCUGAACGAUGCUUUGGAAAGAACAGCAAGAUCCAAUUCAGGUCUCAAUGAAAGCAAUCUCAGAAAAUCAGGCAAAGAGAGAAAUAAGGAGAUCGUCGACAUCGAGCCGUUGGUAUAUUCUUUCCGUGUUCCAAGCAAUCCUUUGCCAGGUUCUGUGAUGAAUGCUCUUUUACCUCCAUGUUGGUUGUACCACGAUCAUGCAUUUGGUGUUAUUUGGAUGCUGUUCCACCAAAAAAAACAAUACUUGGGUAUAGCACAGCUUCACUGGUGCCUGAGAUUUUUAUUAGACUUGAAGAAUUCGGAAGGUGAAUAUACCGGCGAUGUUAAUAUUUGCAUACAAGCGGUUCAAGAUGAUCUGAUAGAACAGUAUGCCAAAUUAGGAACAGCUUUAGAAAAUCAAGAGUCAGAUGCCUCGAAGAGUAAAAAGGAAAGUAGCCAACCCACAACUAAUGAUGAAAUCAGCGUAGGUUCAAGUAAAAAGGAAAAGGAAGGGAAUGAAGCUUCAUCAACUCCGCUCCAUACACGCCAAAGUAAAUUGAGCGAGUUGAGUGCUUGUUCAUCCAUCAAUGAAAGUACCUAUAAUGACGCGCAGAGUCUCACUUACAACCAAAUGAUUUCUCGAGGACCGGCACCAUACACUGAACAGACGCCUGUAGAACAGAUCUAUAGAGCCGAAGCACCCGUGAACAUGCCUACAUCUACGCCGGACAUUGCAGCCAUAUUGACAUCCGAUACUUCGCCACCAGAUAUUCCAUUGACUGAAAUGGGUACAGAGGAACUAGUGAGUUUUCUGAACUGCUCCAGAGUGGAACAUGUGAAAAACAUAAAAAAAGAAAUAGAGCAACUACAUGAAUUGGAGAAAAUCAUGGAGGGAGUUGACAAAGAGGGAUUUGCAGCGUAUGUUACAGACGACUUCGCUAGACGCCUUGACAAGCUAGAUGGGCCAGAACUCGUAAGGGAGGCUGAAACUAUUUUGAAAUGAGGAAAAUCGUCGGCGAAAACGACAACAACCUAUCUUUGUGCAGUGGAAUCAGCGUCUGCAAAAUUUUUCAUCCGUAAAUCAAAGUCACGAUUCAUCACCCAUCAGACUGUGUCAAGAUCCUCCAGAAUUUAACUCAGUUUUAAUAAAGAAUAUACAACAUGUGACUGGUAUUAUACCUUUUCAAAGUGAGAUCUGUGCACGUUGUUCAUCGAUUUCCCUGCCACAAUAUCUUCAGUCAACGCUUGUAUCACCGGCCCAAAUCUUUGCACCGGCCAACGAAAAUUGCGCCAAAUCUGAAAACAGGGUCAGUUUUCCAUAAUGUCCGGUAGAGUACCGUUGUGUUCCCGUUCCGAUUCGUAAUGUGCUGUUUAUGUUUAUCAGCUGAUCAAAUAUGUCUGUAAAAAAAAUGGUGGACGAUGUUAUGACUUAUGAGUGACAUGUUAUCAAGGAUAUUAUGUUGAGCUCAAAGCGCAUCUAAGAUGUUGAGCACUAACGGG